AUGGUUUCAAAAAGAACUUCCCAAUUAUUGGCCUUCCUUCUGCUGGUCGCCUUCUACUCUGUUCGGAGCCAAUUGGUAGAGUCGGUGAGCAUUCUGGAGAACAGCGAACUAGGUACUGUGGUGUACGAUCUCAGAGAGCAUCUGCUACGUGUCCUCGAUCCUGGUCAAAUGGUCAACGUGACAGCAUAUGCAGGACAACAAGACCUUUUUUGGCCAUUUGCGCUUAAAGACCUCCGUAUUAUCGUCGCCCGACCACUUGAUAGAGAAGAGAUCUGCGAGAAGCAGAGAGUCUUCGACCUCAAUCAGCAUCUUAGCGGUGCUCUAAAUAGUGGCGACUGUCCGAUCUAUCACUGCUGCCAACUACUCCAUAUUAACGUUGUUGUGAGCCCUACCAGUCCCACGCAGGUUUUCUUCAUUCGAGUGGCUGUUCAGGAUCUCAAUGACAACGCUCCCACCUUUCCUCACCUAGAGUCGCCAUUUGCCACUAUUCCAGAAGAUCUACCUGUGGGUGAGAGGAUUCCCCUUCCCGAAGCUAUCGAUGUUGAUAGCCGACCUUUCGGAGUUAUGGACUACCGAAUUGCUCGAUGGAUUCAAGGAAAUGCUUCUCACUUCCAAUUGAAUACAAUGACGGAUCAAGAGGAUGAAGUAAUAAGUCGAAGCCCCACCCUUGGCUAUAUGAAAACUGGCCAUCCCUAUUUAAACGUUGUAUACCCUUUGGAUCGAGAAACUGAAGAAAUUUAUGAAUUUGUCCUGGAGGCGAUAGACGGGGGUCAAAGGGAUGGAGGAAGCCCCUUUACAGGAAGUGUCGUCAUACUCAUUCGAGUGCGUGAUAUCAAUGACAAUGCACCGGAGUUUGAUGAAAAGUCUUACAGUGCGGUGGUUCAAGAAAAUACCCUUCCUCGAAAGGUUCUUCAGUUUAGAGUGUCGGAUAUGGAUGCAGGAGAGAAUGGAAGAGUUUUUCUCACCAUAUUUGAUCCAACUCACAAGGCCAGUAGUCUAUUUCGAGUCGCUCUACAAAAUAGUCUUCCACCGUCGGAAGUGAUGAGCAGAUAUUCUCAAACUCGACGCACACCCGGCUCAUUCUACAUCGCGUCAGUUCACUUACUUGAGUAUCUGGAUGCGGAACAGUUACCGCCACGAUUGAAAUUUCACAUCACUGCCACUGAUAAUGGCCAACCUCCACUGAGCUCACGGGCAGAGGUUAAUGUUGACAUAAUAAAUGUGAACGACCAGGGGCCGAACAUUGUUUUUUUGCGAGAGGGCAAACGCCUUGCCUCAAAUCGCUUAGCAUUGCCUGAGGUGAUUACGGCACCCGAAUCCAUUGUGGCGGAGGUGCAUGUCACAGAUGCAGAUUCCAACUUGGGUCAGUUGAGUUGUCGCAUCACCUCUGAAGUGGACGCUUUCCGCCUGACUGAGAUAAAUCCCUUCUCUAGCAGCAGCGACUCUACUGGGUCCGUUCUAACGAAUUUCAGACACUCCAUCACCUCUUCAUCCAUUUUUCCUUCCACUUCCUCCUUUCUCUUCCCUUCCUAUCGGCAAUUCACUCUUCGAACUAAGGUGAAUUUGGAUAGAGAAACAAAGGCGUCCUAUACGGUGAGUCAGGUUACAGUAAUGUGUACAGACAACGAUUCAGCCAAACCCCUCACCCGCAAUGCCAGUCUUCAAGUCAGCGUUAGCGACAUCAACGACGAGACACCGAGGUUCGAACACCCGUCUUAUCAGGGCCACGUCAGAGAAAAUGAAGCCAACGCACCAGUAACACACCUCUCGCCCUCUUCAGCACUUCGCGUGACCGAUUCUGACGUGGGACGCAACGCCCUCAUCACCUUCUCCUUGGCAGAGGCACCGGAGAGGGCGAGCAAAGGACGCUCACUGAACACUAGCACUCGUGACAUCUCCGAUGUAAGCCACUUUCGCAUCGAUCCGCGUUCUGGUAGACUCUGGACGGUGUCAGCAUUAGAUGCCGAGGAGGACGUUCCGGGUGAACAUAAGUACAUCUUCUACGUAGUUGCCACUGACGACGGUGUUCCAGAAAGAAGAUCCAGCUCAGCGUUGGUCACUGUCUUCAUCGAAGAUGUGAACGACAAUCCGCCAACAUUUGAGCAUUAUCACUACAACUUUGAGGUGUGUUUGAAGUCCCCUUAA
This is a messenger RNA of Hydatigera taeniaeformis, 2145 nucleotides long. NCBI's taxonomy places the organism in Eukaryota, Metazoa, Platyhelminthes, Cestoda, Cyclophyllidea, Taeniidae. The record is from the annotation of a GenBank genome assembly.